AUGACAACAUACCAAAAUCCACAGAGUGUUCCGGCUUAUCCAAAUCCUCAAUAUCCUACAUAUCCUACUAAUCAGAACCCUUCAAAUGGGUAUGCAGGAGCCCAACAAUACCAAGCUAAUAGAAAUUCUCCUAUCAUUUAUAUACAUCCCAACGAACCAAAUCGAGCAGAAAAUGCUCAAGAGCCCUCAUUCAUGAGGACUGAUAAAAAUGAAAGAAAAGACUUUAUCAAAAAAGUAUAUGCUUUGCUAACCAUUCAGCUUGCCAUAACCACAAUUUUUGCAGGAAUUACAGUUGCAGUAAAGCCUUUAAGAGAUGGGCUUAUAUUAACUUAUCCUUUAUUUUGAGUCUGCAUAUUUAUAUCCAUUGUUUUGCUAAUAGCUUUAUUUUGCAGCAGAAGAUUAUCAAAAAAAUACCCAUAUAACUAUAUAGCACUUUUUAUUUUUACACUACUAGAAUCUUAUAUUAUAGCGUUUAUAUGUGCAUAUUCAGAGCCUCUUGCUGUGCUUGCUGCAGCAGUAAUGACUCUUUCAAUUACAGCAGGAUUAACAAUCUAUGCUUGAAAAACAAAAAAAGAUUUCACGCUUAUGGGAGGAUUGAUCACAGUGCUAAUUUUUUCUGUAUUUUGGUUUGGGAUUUUUAUGAUUUUCUUGUAUAGUACAUUUCUUUAUUUGAUAUAUGCAUUUAUUGUUGCUUUGAUUUUUGGGUUCUAUAUUGUGUACGAUACUCAACUAAUUGCAGGAGGAAGAUAUAAUGAACUAACAUAUGAUGAUUACGUCAUUGGGGCGUUGCUAUUGUAUAUAGAUAUUAUUGGGCUGUUUUUAAUUAUUUUGUCACUUUUUGGAAAUAAACGUUCGUAG
Molecule: messenger RNA, 858 nt
Organism: Blepharisma stoltei
Lineage: Eukaryota; Ciliophora; Heterotrichea; Heterotrichida; Blepharismidae
Source: the annotation of a GenBank genome assembly